Drosophila virilis is the source of this 3137-nucleotide messenger RNA. RefSeq names its product cytoplasmic dynein 1 intermediate chain. The record is from RefSeq and is a predicted model, not a curated record. Gene Ontology annotation, biological process: transport along microtubule. NCBI's taxonomy places the organism in Eukaryota, Metazoa, Arthropoda, Insecta, Diptera, Drosophilidae. Gene Ontology annotation, cellular component: cytoplasmic dynein complex. Gene Ontology annotation, molecular function: dynein light chain binding; dynein heavy chain binding.
UGUUGCCUACGGCCACACUGGCGCUGUUCACAAAACAUUGCAAUCGCAUUUUCAAUUGGAUUAAAAUGAUGAUUUAAUUGCAAUCUGUGCACAUUUAAUUAGUCCCAGAACAACAUAAAAAGCUAGCGUAGCGAAAGCUGCUUUCGAACUGCACUUGUAGUUGUAGUUGUUGUUGUUGUUGUUGUAGUAGCACAAACUAAGCAACACACACGCCUUACGUGCCCGUACUGCAUCGGUUGGAACAAAUAGCGAGCGUUGCCACACCUCAAAAAUGGAUCGCAAGGCUGAACUGGAGCGCAAGAAGGCCAAAUUGGCAGCACUGCGCGAGGAGAAGGAUCGACGUCGCCGCGAAAAAGAGAUUAAAGACAUGGAAGAGGCAGCCGGACGCAUUGGCACCGGCACCGGCAUUGACAAGGAUCAGCGCAAAGAUUUGGAUGAAAUGCUGUCCUCGCUGGGCUUUGCGCCCGUCUCUGAGGUGCUCUCCUCGUUGUCUUCGGCCAAUUCGCUGACAUCCGAUAAUUCCAAUACACAAACGCCAGAUGUUAGCCUGCAGGCCAACGUCAACGGACAGGGCAGCGCCGGCAAGAAACAGCCACUGAAUCUGAGCGUUUACAACGUGCAGGCCACAAACAUUCCACCAAAGGAGACACUCGUCUAUACGAAACAAACACAGACCACCAGCACCGGCGGACACGAGCGUGAUGUUCUUUCUUGCCACUCAUCGCCUCUGUCAGGAUAUAUGGAGGACUGGUGGCGUCCACGUAAAGCUCAUGCUACGGAUUAUUAUGAUGAAUACAAUCUUAAUCCGGGUUUAGAGUGGGAGGAUGAAUUCACAGGAGACGACGAAGAGAGCUCGCUGCCCCAUCUGGAUCAUGGCUUUAGUUCCAAGCUGCCGCCUGGCUAUCUCACCCACGGACUGCCGACAGUCAAGGAUGUGGCCCCAGCCAUAACACCGCUCGAACAGAAGAAGGAGCAGGAGGAGAAGAAGGAGGUCAAGGAACUGUCGGAGGAGCAAAAGCAAAUGAUCAUAUUAUCGGAGGACUUUCAGAGAUUCGUAUUGCGUGCCGGACGCGUCAUUGAGCGCGCCCUCUCCGAGAACGUGGACAUCUAUACGGAUUACAUUGGAUGCGGCGACAACGAGGAGGCGAACGAUGAGCGCUCCCACGCCCGCCUAUCGCUGAAUCGUGUCUUCUAUGAUGAGCGCUGGUCAAAGAAUCGCUGCAUCACCAGCAUGGAUUGGUCAACGCAUUUUCCGGAACUGGUGGUCGCCUCCUAUCACAGCAACGACGAGAGCCCCAAUGAGCCGGACGGGGUCGUGAUGGUCUGGAAUACAAAAUUCAAGAAGCAAACACCGGAGGAUGUCUUCCACUGUCAGAGCGCCGUGAUGUCCACAUGCUUUGCCAAAUUCAAUCCCAAUUUAAUACUCGGCGGCACAUACUCUGGCCAGAUUGUGCUCUGGGAUAAUCGUGUCCAGAAACGCACGCCCAUACAGCGUACACCCCUGAGCGCUGCGGCGCACACACAUCCCGUCUAUUGUCUGCAAAUGGUGGGCACACAGAAUGCCCAUAAUGUCAUAUCGAUAUCGUCGGACGGCAAGCUGUGCUCCUGGUCGCUGGACAUGCUAUCGCAGCCGCAGGAUACGCUCGAGCUGCAGCAGCGCCAAUCGAAGGCGAUCGCCAUCACAUGCAUGGCCUUUCCGGCCAAUGAGAUCAACAGCCUGGUCAUGGGCAGCGAGGAUGGCUAUGUCUAUUCGGCAUCGCGGCACGGCCUGCGUUCGGGCGUGAACGAGGUAUUCGAACGGCAUUUGGGUCCCAUAACGGGCAUCUCAACGCAUUAUAAUCAAUCGUCACCGGACUUUGGUCAUCUGUUCCUAACCUCAUCGAUCGAUUGGACAAUUAAGCUGUGGUCCCUCAAGGACACCAAACCCUUGUAUUCGUUUGAGGAUAACUCCGACUAUGUCAUGGAUGUCGCCUGGUCGCCCGUUCAUCCCGCUCUAUUUGCUGCUGUCGAUGGUAGCGGUCGCCUUGAUUUAUGGAACCUCAAUCAGGAUACCGAAGUACCGACAGCAUCAAUCGUUGUCGAUGGUGCGCCAGCGCUGAAUCGCGUCUCCUGGACACCAUCUGGCCUCCAUGUGACCAUCGGCGAUGAGUCCGGCAAGCUCUAUGUCUACGAUGUCGCUGAGCAUCUGGCGCUGCCGUCGCGCGAUGAAUGGUCCCGAUUCAAUGCUACCCUCAACGAGCUCAAGAUGAAUCAGAACGACGAGGUCUAAUCCCAACGUUUACAGAAUUACAGAACAGAGCACGUUUUCGUCUAAGCAAAAAUCGUUGGUGUGCAUUGCCAAAGGAUGUGGGUGGGGGGCGUAUACUUAUAUAUAUAUAUAUAUAUAUAUAUAUCUAUACAUAUUUAUAUAUAUAUAUAUAAAUGUGCUCCAAUUUUCCAUUGAUUGUGUUAAGAGCUUGGCUUUAAUUUUGUACGCGUUGUAAUUCAACUCGUUUUCUAUCAUUUUUUUUUUUAUUAUUUUAUCAAAGGCUACCGCUUUCCACCCAUAUUCCACCCAUAUUCCGCAAUGCGACCAAGCUAAGAGCUUAAAAGAGCUUUUUGGUUUAUUCCUACUCCCGCCACGCCCCCGCCCCCUCCUCCACAACGUAUUCAAGUUAAGUUCAUCAAAUGAAGUUACACUGAGAAAAACAAAAACCAAAAUAUGUAUACAUAUGUAUGCGAUAUAUGCUUUAAACGAUUUUGGUUUAAAUGCGAAACGUUCUUUUCAAGCUCUCCGCCUAAAAAUCAUUGGUAUUUGUAAUUUAUUUGAUAUAUAUAUAUAUAUAUAUUCAUAUAUUCUUAAUAUGUUUAGAACUGAUUUCAUGGCUUUCGGUUCUGAUUGAUUUUGCCCCCACGAGCUGUGUAUAAAAGGAGAAAAUUCAAGAAAAUGGCAAACAAUACUUAUUUGCGCAAUGAUUUAUAUAAUAUGCAACAACAACAAAAUGAUACAAAUAUAUAUAUAUUACAUAUACAUAUAUAACGCGAUAUUUACAAACGCGUGCAUGAAGCGAACAAGUUGAGAAUCAGAAGAAUGACAAAACUGUAAUUGAAUUGUAGUAUAUUAAUAACUCAUGCAAGCGACAACAACAACAAUAAAA